ACCCGUAGUUUCAACCUUAAUUGCCUGACCUCCAAAACUUCUCCUCGCUCUUUGCUAAUUUACCACCAUCAUGCCCUCCAUUAAUGUGAUCAUCAUCACUCUCGUUCUAAUCUUAUUCUCUUCUAUAAUUUUACCUUCCGCCUUGAUUUUCUGUCAAACGCCGCCUAAAUGCGCGGGCCGUCAAGGCCAGUGGGAGCUUUUGCAUUCAUCCCUUGGCAUAUCUGCCAUGCACAUGCAACUCCUACACAACAACAAAGUCAUCAUGUUCGAUCGGACCGAUUUCGGCUCGUCUAACCUCUCACUCCCCAACGGUCGUUGCCGACGUGACACCAACGACACUGCACUCAAGGUUGACUGCACCGCUCACUCUAUCCUGUACGAUAUUGAUACCAAUACUUUCCGAGCUCUCAUGGUGCACACUGACACUUGGUGCUCUUCUGGGGCUGUUCUUCCCGACGGUACCCUCAUCCAAACAGGCGGCUACAACGAUGGCGACCAUGUUAUUCGCUCUUUCACCCCAUGCACGGACGAAAACUGUGAUUGGAUCGAGUUUCCACACUACUUGACUGAAAGGAGAUGGUAUGCAACUAAUCAAAUAUUGCCGGAUGGUCGAAUAAUCAUUGUUGGAGGGAGAAGACAAUUCAACUAUGAAUUUUACCCUCGACUCCAAGAAGAUUCUUCUCCAUCACCGGGAACUUUUCGGUUUCAUUUUCUAGUUGAAACAACGGACCAAUAUGAAAACAAUCUGUACCCAUUUUUGAACCUUUUGCCGAGCGGAAACUUGUUCAUUUUCGCCAAUACACGAUCGGUAUUAUUCGACUACAAACAAAACCGUGUGGUGAAAGAGUUCCCUCAAAUCCCCGGCGGUGAUCCUCGUAACUAUCCGAGCUCGGGCUCGUCGGUCUUGCUUCCUUUGGACGAAAACGAAGGCAAUGUAGUUGAAAUCCUGCUUUGUGGGGGUGCACCGCGAGAUGGGUUCUCGCAUGCAUCGCGUAGGAGUUUCGCGCGUGCUCUGUCCAGCUGCGGCCGACUUAAUGUCAGCCAGGAAGACCCUAACUGGGUCAUGGAGGACAUGCCAAUGGCACGAGUGAUGAAUGACAUGCUGCUCCUUCCUACCGGAGACGUCCUUAUAAUCAACGGAGCAGAGCUUGGCACUGCCGGAUGGGAAAAUGGCGCCGACCCAGCGAAAGCGCCGAUUGUUUACCGCCCUUCCGAGGCCUCCAACUGGCGGUUCUCAGUGAUGAACUCUUCGCAGAGACCAAGACUGUACCAUUCCUCGGCAGUUCUUCUUCCCGACGGACGAGUUCUAGUCGGCGGUAGUAAUCCACACGUAUACUAUAACUUCACUGGAGUCGAGUUCCCGACUGAUCUAAGCCUGGAAGCAUUUUCGCCACCAUACUUGGCGGCAGGGUACACGCCGGUGAGGCCGACAAUCCUGACUUCCCUAAACGAGGUUUUAGGCUACGGGGACAAUUUCUCGGUGAAGUUCACGGUGCCGGAUUAUUUGACGGAUAAGGUUUUGUCUGUAAGGAUUAUUGCUCCAUCCUUCACAACACAUUCAUUCUCAAUGAAUCAGAGAAUGGUGGUACUGAAGUUGAUGGAAGUUUGUCGCUUGACAUCCGAUACGUACGAUGUGACCGUGAUGGGGCCAUCAACGGCUGAGAUUGCACCACCGGGUUACUACAUGUUGUUUGUGGUGCAUGCUGGGAUACCAAGCUCUGGUACAUGGGUGAAGGUGCAGAGUCUGGCGGAGGAAGGUGUUUGAUAUAAAUUAUUUUGGUUGGACUUUAGUUUAAUUUGUUUUAGUAUCAAAAUGCUUAGACGUGCAGCUAAGCUGCUAGCAUGCUUUGGACUCCUCUGCCAAAAAUAUAAGCAAAACUCUCCUUAAUUUAAAAGGAAUUAAAAUAUAUAUAUAUUAUAAAUGAACAGUCAAAACAUAGCUAGUGCUACCAAAGGUACCAAAGCUAUGUGGCCUUAUUGAUAUAAUUCCUAAGCCUCCAAAAUGGAGGUUUUAGGUUCGAAAUUUCUCUGCCCAAAUAUAUCAAAAGAAUAAUAAAAAAACACAGUUAGUGCUUGGACAAUAUUAAUGUAAAUACUAUUUUGAUAAUUUCAGA
This is a messenger RNA of Carya illinoinensis, 2114 nucleotides long. RefSeq names its product aldehyde oxidase GLOX. The record is from RefSeq and is a predicted model, not a curated record. NCBI's taxonomy places the organism in Eukaryota, Viridiplantae, Streptophyta, Magnoliopsida, Fagales, Juglandaceae. The transcript has a single exon. Bases 71 to 1765 code for a protein of 564 amino acids.